AUGGAUCACCCCUCGUGUCUGCAUGUUGGACAAAGACCACCAGCUCCUGACUUUUACCGUCCACCACCAUCACCUGUUGUUGACCUGCGGGCAACGGCAACCCCUGAAAACCACUGGGAGCAACAACCACCACCACCACCUCCGUAUACACCGCUCCCGACGCUUCCACUUCCACCACCACCACCGCCGAGGCCGCCCCGGCCGCCCCCACUUCCGGUGCGGGUCAAUGUAGAUCCCGGCAUCGGUGCACUCCGGAUUGAAGACCCUCUCCGGCCGGUGUCGCGCGGCGAAGACAGAAGCCCGCAAAGCCCCUAUUUUCCACCACCACCACCACCACCACCACCGCCGCUCAGUCACCGGCUCCGGGUGCAGACCAGUCUACCGAAUUUAUCCCAGUACGGGUUAAAGUCUCCCAGUCUGAGCCCACGCCCAACAACUCCCACACCCGUCAGCGCCGCUGCGACAUUCGGGCCGGGUGUGACCCCCGGACCUAACUCUGGUGCAGAGUCAAAACCAUUCUGGCAAAACGCCCUUUCAGAAGCCCGUUAUUUCGCCGGUGGCUUGAUCCCACCGCCAACCGAGUCAACAAAGCACUACACCAUUUUGCGACAUUCCUCACCACUCAUCUUUUAUCGUGGCCCCAGCACCUCAGUUGAGAUAUCCAUCUUCAGCGCCCCAGACUAUCCCCUCCCACCAGAUCGCUCAAUAUGGCUUCAACAACGCGGCUUCUCCGGCGACAGCGGCAUGAAGAUCAAAGCCUUCUUCGGCUCCACAGACGACUGGUUCAACGUCACCCCUUCCGUCGCCGUCCAGCCAGACGAAGUCGAGCGUGACACCGAGCGCGGCUGGAAGAGAGACAUGGACAAAGCCGCCAGAAAGAUGCUCAAAGAUAAAGGCCCCAAAAAAGCCCACAUCCCCCGCGAAACCCACGUGGUCCGCAUCCCUGAAGCCUCGGACGACGGUUACUUUCGUCUUCACCUCUGCGCCGGUGGCCCCCCUGAUGGUCAGGCAGACGAAACCAGCUCCUCCUCAAAACGCAAAAUCCUCUGCUCCUCCCCCAUCUUCCGCAUAGCCAGCACCUCAACCGACUCGUCCAAAUUCCGCGGCGCAACCCUCUCCACCCUCCCCCUCGAAGCCGCAGCCUUUGUCGGCUCAAAGGUGAUCCUCUCCCGCGUCGACCCCAUCAUUGCCCCCAUCCAAGCAGGCUACGACCGCGUCGCCCCCGGCAUGGUGAAAACCCUAGCCUACGAGAUAGCCACAGACAAAAUAAACGAAAAUGCCGCCCUCCGUCAAGAAAAAAACUCGUACAUCUCCUCCUCCCGCUCCUCCUCCUCCUCCUCCUCCUCAUGCCAUGAUAUUGGCCCCGACUCCGGCCCCUUGCCCCCCUUCCCCCUGAAAUUCACCGGCCUCGUCAACCGAGGAACGGGGAGAUCCACCGCCGAACUUGGCGUCCCCACCGCAAACUUGCUGCGCACAUCCCCCGAAUCAGCAAGGUUCGCCCUAAGGGGUGUGUACGCCGGGUGGGCGUGCAUCCUCCCGCCCAAAACCGCCUCCUCCUCCCCCGACUGCCCCCCGCCCCCAUCGCCAGUCUGGCACGAGGCUCUCAUCUCCGCCGGCCCUCUCCCCUCCUCCCGACCGCAAGCGGCCCCAGAGCCGCAGGUUGCUGUCCACCUGCUCCACGAAUUCCCCCGUGGUUUUCUCGGGAGGGAGAUCAAAGUCAUUGCAAUGGGGUAUCUUCGCCCGUGUCUGGGGUUCAACGCGCAGAUAGAGGACAAACUAGUGGCGUUUAGUCAGGACGUGCACAUGGUCUUGUCUUGCCUUUCUGGGCCGGGAAGGAGAGAAAAUUGGGGACCUGAAAACGCGGCGGUGCUGUUGAAGCAAAAGAAGAGUGAGAGAGGAAUGGGGGAGAGAUUUCUGGAUGUCAAGCAAAAAGUUGCGAGCAAAGUGCCGAGUGUGCCGCUUCACAAGGUUGGGAUUAGGGGGUUUGAUCCCGAGGCGAAGGAUAGGAUGCAUGGGAGGGGGGGUUAUUGGGUUAGGAGGUGA
This is a messenger RNA of Podospora pseudocomata, 2043 nucleotides long. RefSeq lists its product as uncharacterized. The transcript is spliced from 2 exons. Gene Ontology annotation, cellular component: mitochondrion. Lineage: Eukaryota; Fungi; Ascomycota; Sordariomycetes; Sordariales; Podosporaceae. Gene Ontology annotation, biological process: FMN biosynthetic process; riboflavin biosynthetic process. Gene Ontology annotation, molecular function: riboflavin kinase activity. The record is from RefSeq and is a predicted model, not a curated record. Bases 1 to 2043 code for a protein of 680 amino acids.